Molecule: messenger RNA, 1060 nt
Organism: Carassius gibelio (silver crucian carp)
Lineage: Eukaryota; Metazoa; Chordata; Actinopteri; Cypriniformes; Cyprinidae
Product: small vasohibin-binding protein
Exons: 3
Coding region: 145-342 (65 amino acids)
Biological process (GO): protein secretion; negative regulation of protein ubiquitination
Cellular component (GO): apical part of cell
Source: RefSeq, a predicted model, not a curated record
CUUCUAGCAGAGAAGACUCUCUCUAUCCGGGUUUAUAUAUCAGUGACACCACAAGCCUGCUAAACCGUACUAGCUUCAUCUUUGUUGAUUGUUUUCGUCAGAAAUCAUAAGUGAAAUUAUCAUCUGGACUGAUCUCUUCCUAAAAUGGAGCCAGCAUGUCGAAAAGACAAACAAAAGCAGCAAACACCGACCCGUGGAGACCGAACCAAACAGAAAUCAGCCCAGCAGGAGCUAAAGCAGAGACAAAGAGCAGAGAUUUAUGCCCUGAACAAAGUCAUGACUGAACUUGAACAGCAGCAGUUUGAGGCCUUUUGUAAGCAGAUGCAAUCACAAGCCGAAUGAGAAAAACUCAUGUCAGGGCUAACAUACAUCGGUUAGGGUUAUGUCAUGAUGUUACUCUUAUUUUUUUGUAUUAUUGUACACCAUUUGAUAAUCAUCCCUUGAAAUUUAUACCAAAAUGUAUUCGGUGGCGACUUAUGCACACACACACACACACACACACACACACACACAUGCACACACACACUACUUGAAUCUGAGUGUACAAUCACAUCGUAAAAGUCGGUCAGUAUAUACAAAACCAAAAAUGUCAUAAUGCAUUUGUUUAUCAGAGCAUCUCCCUGUGAAAAGACACUCACUCUAUAGGUCGGUUCAGUUUUAUAUUCACUGUCAUUGUUAAUUAUGAUGUUUUAUAUGGCAUUAUUGUCCUGAACAAGUAUUACAUUAUCUAUGAUUGCACAAAGCUAUUUUAGACAAUUUGUGACCUGUUGACUGAAGGAAAUUAAGAUACAGUUGUUAUUCUUUUGGUUUAAAAUGUAUUUAUUUAAAUGUAUUAUAUCUAACCCUAACCUUAACAUGGAUGAGAAAUGUUUGCUGAGCAACAAAUCAGCAUAUUAGAAUGAUUUCAUGUGAUGCUGAAGACUGGAGGACUGAUGCUAAAAAUUCAGCUUUGUAUCACAGGAAUAAGUUACAUUUUAAAAUGUAUUCAGUUUUAAUAAUAACUUGUAAUAAUAAAAACAUGACACGCUUACAGCAUUCCUGAUUAAAUAAAUGCAGCCUU